Triticum dicoccoides is the source of this 566-nucleotide messenger RNA. RefSeq names its product phospho-2-dehydro-3-deoxyheptonate aldolase 1, chloroplastic-like. The coding region runs from base 109 to 456 and encodes 115 amino acids. Gene Ontology annotation, molecular function: 3-deoxy-7-phosphoheptulonate synthase activity. The record is from RefSeq and is a predicted model, not a curated record. Lineage: Eukaryota; Viridiplantae; Streptophyta; Magnoliopsida; Poales; Poaceae. The transcript has 2 exons. Gene Ontology annotation, biological process: aromatic amino acid biosynthetic process.
UGGCGUUGCUGGCCGUGAGGGAAGCAACGUGCUCAGCAGUCCUAUCCCUAACUUCAUGAUGAUGCUUCUAUUAAGUUCAUGCAGUAACAUAAAUAUUGUGUUUGUACCAUGUAUUGUUUGCUUGCCUACAAACAGAUGGUUGGUGUGCCUCCUGUCUGUCGCACGGCGCCGCUACUCCGGCCACUGCGCCUUCAGGGAGGGGACUGCGCCGAGAGCUUCAAGGAGUUCAAGGCCAACAACAUCCGUGGAACCUUCCCUGUCCUGCUCCAGAUGGGCAAUGUCCUCGUGUUCGGCGGCCAUGUCCCCAUCGUCAAGGUGGGGCGGAUGGCUGGCCAGUUCGCCAAGCCAAGGUCUGGUAACUUUGAAAAGAAGGAUGGGGUUAAGCUGCCCAGUUACAGGAGAAAAAACGUCAAGGGCGACGCGUUUGAUCUGAAGGGCCGUGUCUGUCCCAGAUAGGAUGAUCAGGACGUACGCGUAGUCGGUGGCGAUGCUCAACUUGCUGCGUGCUAUCGCGACGGGAGGUUACAUAACUAUGAGGCGGGUCAUCCAGUGGAACCUUGAUUUCA